Sapajus apella (tufted capuchin) is the source of this 10853-nucleotide messenger RNA. RefSeq names its product calcium voltage-gated channel subunit alpha1 C (gene CACNA1C). Gene Ontology annotation, biological process: calcium ion import across plasma membrane. The transcript has 49 exons. The record is from RefSeq and is a predicted model, not a curated record. The coding region runs from base 2529 to 9074 and encodes 2181 amino acids. Gene Ontology annotation, cellular component: voltage-gated calcium channel complex; membrane. NCBI's taxonomy places the organism in Eukaryota, Metazoa, Chordata, Mammalia, Primates, Cebidae. Gene Ontology annotation, molecular function: high voltage-gated calcium channel activity.
CUGUCUUUAAAAAAAAAAAAAAUUGUCAGUGCCAAGCAGAGAGUCUAGGAAGAAAACAUUAUAUACCACAGAUUGAAUGGAGCAAAAUUAGACUUCCAGCCUUCCCUGGCAAGCCAAAGAGGCAGGAGCCGAGGCCGCUCUGGACUCAGUGGCUCCAAUGUAGCAGGUGGAAAUGGGCACUUUCCACUUUUGCCUAAGGGGCUCCCCAAGGUUACUGAGGGGCGGGUGGAAUAGUGCACACUGUCACGUGGAGAUCAUAGUAAGCAGAAAGGAUGUUCUUGGGGUCAGAAAUGCAGCUGCUUGUAUCUCGAGGCCUGGAGAAGCCCAGGAGGAGGUGUGGGCCUUGUUUGUCACCAUGUACGCGGGCACGUGCGUGCAUGUGGACUGUGUGAGAGAGGACUGAGGAGGCAGGAGUGGAGUCUGGCAGCUCACCAUGAGCCCUGUGCCUGCUGCAGCAACCCUCCGUCGCUGCACUCUGUGACCUUUAAUGAGUCAGACACUCCUUUGUCUUCUUAUGUGUUAAAUGGAGACACGCAUGCUUGCUGGGUGUUCAAGCCGUGCUUGUGUUUUGGGUGCCUUUAUUAAUUCAAAUGCACUCUUUCCAUCUUUUCCCUCUGGGUCUUAUGAGAAACAUUAAGGUCCUGGCCUCAUUAGGGUCUUCGUCGCUUUAGGCUUGGGAUCUACACAGUGAGGGCAGGGAGGAUAGGGAUGAGUUAUGGGAGAGAUGAGACGUCUCAUUGUCGGGAGUGUCAUGUCUUCUGUGAGCCUGAUGUUCUGAUGAAUGUAGUUUAUCCCUGGGGCAGAGAACAGGAGGAAGGUGAAGGGAAUAUAUGAUGAGGUGAGCAGCAGUGUCACAUUGAGAAUGCGGCCAUGAAUUGGGCAUGGCAGAGGCAAUUUUCCAGGCCUUGAGGAGUAGAGGUGGGGCUGUAAUGUGCAGGGGCCAGUUGGCGGUAGAGCAGGUGGCAACCGUUGUGGGUCAGGAGGCAGCUGACCAGCUAGUCCUCUUGGGAUCAUGUAGGGGUGGUGCCUACGUGGCAUGAGUGAUACCAUUCCCUGCCUUUUGUGUCCACAGUGGGCCACACUAAUCUACCAUCCCCAGAGUUCUUUAAGUAUAUCAUUUUGGAUUUUGAUAUCAAUCAAUUGGCAUAAAAGUUGAAACUUACUGUCUGUCACCGGUGUGACGGAAAAGACAUAGACUGGAAUCCAGCAGAAAUGACAGCCCAGCCAGGUCCAAGCUUUGGGCACUGACCAAGCGUAUUAGGUCGUUUUUUGGUUGCAAAGGACAGAGACUCAAUUCACAUUAGCUUCAGCUAAGUUAUUUAAGUCACUUAAACAUCACAGCGGGUGGGGGAAAAUCACCUGGAGAAGGGGAGGCUCAGCCAGCCUUGCAGCACAGCCAUAAUGGAGGUCAGCCCCAAGAGGCCAUACCUGUCUCACCUGCGUGUGGCUCACCUGUGUGUGGCUCAGGUAAGGGCUAACUUCAGAUGUGGCUGGUUGAGGAAUCUAGUGAGGUUGCUGGGGCUCUGUCUCUGGGGUGGACUCUCUCGGUGAAAAAGUUCACAUGGCUAAGCUGGGUCAUGUGCUCUUAACAGGUUCCUGCGGGGAUGGGAUAGAGAUGGGGGUGAUAGGUUCUAGAAAGCAGGUCACAUGGGGAGUAAAGUUAUCUUGGAGGUCAACAUAGAAGGAUCAGCCCAAGGUAAGAGUUGGAGAGGUGGCUGGGAGAGGCGCCAAGUUCAUCUGUGUCUUAGGCACAGGUGAGGAGGUAGGGGGGUCAAUAAUGUUGAGCCAGCAACCUUAGGACACAUGGCUUCCCUGGAAGACCUUGUGCCCGUGGACCAGAAAAGGUCACUGUGGGCGGGCUUGGAGGUGAUGUAUAUGCAGUUGGUCUGGCUGCUCUGGCCCCAGUCUCCCAGGCAGCUGAAGUGACCUCAGAUGCCAAGUUCACCACCCACAGUGGCACCCUCUUCUCUGCGGCUUUUCUUGAUCCUGUGGUACCUGGCCAACUGACUAGCGGUACCAAGUCUCAAGGUCAUGCAUGUGUUCUGGGAGAUUUAGGUUUGGAUCAGGCUGAGCUGAUCGCUUGGCAAAACUUACAGAUUCUAGAGCGAGGCAUCCAGUCUAACAGGCCAAAGAGCGUCUGCCAAGCAUAUGUGCUGUCUUAGGGACCGUCUAAGAGCUUUGUUGCCUUGACACCAGAGCAGUGCAGCUGUACCUGUGCAGGUGGGCACCCUGGGCUGCGCGGGUUCCAAUCAGGUUUCUUUCCUGACAUUGUCCCUCUCCCCUACACCACCAACCCCUGCCACUCAUAGCUCCCUUUCCCAGAUGGCAAAUGCUGUCUAAUGAAUCACCCCAAAACAAAGUGGCUCACAACAGCAGACACCUUGUUAUUGCUCAGUCUCUGUGGGUCAGGAAUUCAGGAAGUUCUUGUGUGGGUCAGGAAUUCAAAAAGUUAUUGAUUUGGGCAGUCCUGACGUGGGGUCUCUCCUGGAGGUUCCAACUAUGGGAGCCCACGCCCCGCCCAUGCCAACAUGAAUGCCAAUGCAGCGGCGGGGCUGGCCCCUGAGCACAUCCCCACCCCGGGGGCUGCCCUGUCCUGGCAGGCAGCCAUCGACGCAGCCCGGCAGGCUAAGUUGAUGGGCAGCGCUGGCAAUGCCACCAUCUCCACGGUCAGCUCCACGCAGCGGAAGCGGCAGCAAUAUGGGAAACCCAAGAAGCAGGGCAGCACCACGGCCACACGCCCGCCCCGAGCCCUGCUCUGCCUGACCCUGAAGAACCCCAUCCGAAGGGCCUGCAUCAGCAUUGUCGAAUGGAAACCAUUUGAAAUAAUUAUUUUACUGACUAUUUUUGCCAAUUGUGUGGCCUUAGCGAUCUAUAUUCCCUUUCCAGAAGAUGAUUCCAACGCCACCAAUUCCAACCUGGAACGAGUGGAAUAUCUCUUUCUCAUAAUUUUUACGGUGGAAGCAUUUUUAAAAGUAAUCGCCUAUGGACUUCUCUUUCACCCCAAUGCCUACCUCCGCAACGGCUGGAAUCUCCUAGAUUUUAUAAUUGUGGUUGUGGGGCUUUUUAGUGCAAUUUUAGAACAAGCCACCAAAGCAGAUGGGGCAAACGCUCUUGGAGGGAAAGGGGCCGGAUUUGACGUGAAGGCGCUGAGGGCCUUCCGCGUGCUGCGUCCCCUGCGGCUGGUGUCUGGAGUCCCAAGUCUCCAGGUGGUUCUGAAUUCUAUCAUCAAGGCCAUGGUUCCCCUGCUGCACAUCGCCCUGCUUGUGCUGUUUGUCAUCAUCAUCUACGCCAUCAUCGGCCUGGAGCUCUUCAUGGGGAAGAUGCACAAGACCUGCUACAACCAGGAGGGCAUAGCAGAUGUUCCAGCAGAAGAUGACCCUUCCCCUUGUGCGCUGGAAACAGGACAUGGGCGGCAGUGUCAGAAUGGCACGGUAUGCAGGCCCGGCUGGGAUGGGCCCAAGCACGGCAUCACCAACUUUGACAACUUUGCCUUCGCCAUGCUCACAGUGUUCCAGUGCAUCACCAUGGAGGGCUGGACGGACGUGCUGUACUGGAUGCAGGACGCUAUGGGCUAUGAGUUACCCUGGGUGUAUUUUGUCAGUCUGGUCAUCUUUGGAUCCUUUUUCGUUCUAAAUCUGGUUCUCGGUGUGUUGAGCGGAGAGUUUUCCAAAGAGAGGGAGAAGGCCAAGGCCCGGGGAGAUUUCCAGAAGCUACGAGAGAAGCAACAGCUGGAAGAGGAUCUCAAAGGCUACCUGGACUGGAUCACUCAGGCCGAAGACAUUGACCCGGAGAACGAGGACGAAGGCAUGGAUGAGGAGAAGCCCCGAAACAGAGGCACUCCGGCGGGCAUGCUUGAUCAGAAGAAAGGGAAGUUUGCUUGGUUUAGUCACUCCACAGAAAGCCAUGUGAGCAUGCCCACCAGUGAGACCGAGUCUGUCAACACCGAAAACGUGGCUGGAGGUGACAUCGAGGGAGAAAACUGCGGGGCCAGGCUGGCCCACCGGAUCUCCAAGUCAAAGUUCAGCCGCUACUGGCGCCGAUGGAAUCGGUUCUGCAGAAGAAAGUGCCGCGCUGCGGUCAAGUCUAAUGUCUUCUACUGGCUGGUGAUUUUCCUGGUGUUCCUCAACACGCUCACCAUUGCCUCUGAGCACUACAACCAGCCCCACUGGCUCACAGAAGUCCAAGACACGGCCAACAAGGCUCUGCUGGCCCUGUUCACGGCAGAGAUGCUCCUGAAGAUGUACAGCCUGGGCCUGCAAGCCUACUUCGUGUCCCUCUUCAACCGCUUUGACUGCUUUGUCGUGUGCGGUGGCAUCCUGGAGACCAUCCUGGUGGAGACCAAGAUCAUGUCCCCACUGGGCAUCUCCGUGCUCAGAUGCGUCCGGCUGCUGAGAAUAUUCAAGAUCACAAGGUACUGGAACUCCUUGAGCAACCUGGUGGCAUCCUUGCUGAACUCUGUGCGCUCCAUCGCCUCCCUGCUCCUUCUCCUCUUCCUCUUCAUCAUCAUCUUCUCCCUCCUGGGGAUGCAGCUCUUUGGAGGAAAGUUCAACUUUGAUGAGAUGCAGACCCGGAGGAGCACAUUUGAUAACUUCCCCCAGUCCCUCCUCACUGUGUUUCAGAUCCUGACCGGGGAGGACUGGAAUUCGGUGAUGUAUGAUGGGAUCAUGGCUUAUGGCGGCCCCUCUUUUCCAGGGAUGUUAGUCUGUAUUUACUUCAUCAUCCUCUUCAUCUGUGGAAACUAUAUCCUACUGAAUGUGUUCUUGGCCAUUGCUGUGGACAACCUGGCUGAUGCUGAGAGCCUCACAUCUGCCCAAAAGGAGGAGGAAGAGGAGAAGGAGAGAAAGAAGCUGGCCAGGACUGCCAGCCCAGAGAAGAAACAAGAGGUGGUGGAGAAGCCAGCAGUGGAGGAAUCCAAGGAGGAGAAGAUUGAGCUGAAAUCCAUCACAGCUGACGGGGAGUCUCCACCCACCACCAAGAUCAACAUGGAUGAUCUCCAGCCCAAUGAAAAUGAGGAUAAGAGCCCCUACCCCAACCCAGAAACUACAGGAGAAGAUGAUGAGGAAGAGCCAGAGAUGCCUGUCGGCCCUCGCCCACGACCACUCUCUGAGCUUCACCUUAAGGAAAAGGCGGUGCCCAUGCCAGAAGCCAGCGCAUUUUUCAUCUUCAGCUCUAACAACAGGUUUCGCCUCCAGUGCCACCGCAUUGUCAAUGACACGAUCUUCACCAACCUGAUCCUCUUCUUCAUUCUGCUCAGCAGCAUUUCCCUGGCUGCUGAGGACCCGGUCCAGCACACCUCCUUCAGGAACCAUAUUCUGUUUUAUUUUGAUAUUGUUUUUACCACCAUUUUCACCAUUGAAAUUGCUCUGAAGAUGACUGCUUAUGGGGCUUUCUUGCACAAGGGCUCUUUCUGCCGGAACUACUUCAACAUCCUAGACCUGCUGGUGGUCAGCGUGUCCCUCAUCUCCUUUGGCAUCCAGUCCAGUGCAAUCAAUGUCGUGAAGAUCUUGCGAGUCCUGCGAGUACUCAGGCCCCUGAGGGCCAUCAACAGGGCCAAGGGGCUAAAGCAUGUGGUUCAGUGCGUGUUUGUCGCCAUCCGGACCAUCGGGAACAUCGUCAUUGUCACCACCCUGCUGCAGUUCAUGUUCGCCUGCAUCGGGGUCCAGCUCUUCAAGGGAAAGUUGUACACCUGUUCAGACAGUUCCAAGCAGACAGAGGCAGAAUGCAAGGGCAACUACAUCACGUACAAAGACGGGGAGGUGGACCACCCCAUCAUCCAGCCCCGCAGCUGGGAGAACAGCAAGUUUGACUUUGACAACGUUCUGGCGGCCAUGAUGGCCCUCUUCACAGUCUCCACCUUUGAAGGGUGGCCAGAGCUGCUGUACCGCUCCAUCGACUCCCACACGGAAGACAAGGGCCCCAUCUACAACUACCGCGUGGAGAUCUCCAUCUUCUUCAUCAUCUACAUCAUCAUCAUCGCCUUCUUCAUGAUGAACAUCUUCGUGGGUUUCGUCAUCGUCACCUUCCAGGAGCAGGGAGAGCAGGAGUACAAGAACUGUGAGCUGGACAAGAACCAGCGACAGUGUGUGGAAUACGCCCUCAAGGCCCGGCCCCUGCGGAGGUACAUCCCCAAGAACCAGCACCAGUACAAAGUGUGGUACGUGGUCAACUCCACCUACUUCGAGUACCUGAUGUUCGUCCUCAUCCUGCUCAACACCAUCUGCCUGGCCAUGCAGCACUACGGCCAGAGCUGCCUGUUCAAAAUCGCCAUGAACAUCCUCAACAUGCUCUUCACUGGCCUCUUCACUGUGGAGAUGAUCCUGAAGCUCAUUGCCUUCAAACCCAAGGGUUACUUUAGUGAUCCCUGGAAUGUUUUUGACUUCCUCAUCGUAAUUGGCAGCAUAAUUGACGUCAUUCUCAGUGAGACUAAUCACUAUUUCUGUGAUGCAUGGAAUACAUUUGACGCCUUGAUUGUUGUGGGUAGCAUUGUUGAUAUAGCAAUCACCGAGGUAAACCCAGCUGAACAUACCCAAUGCUCUCCCUCUAUGAAUGCAGAGGAGAACUCCCGCAUCUCCAUCACCUUCUUCCGCCUGUUCCGGGUCAUGCGCCUGGUGAAGCUGCUGAGCCGCGGGGAGGGCAUCAGGACGCUGCUGUGGACCUUCAUCAAGUCCUUCCAGGCCCUGCCCUAUGUGGCCCUCCUGAUUGUGAUGCUGUUCUUCAUCUACGCGGUGAUUGGGAUGCAGGUGUUUGGGAAAAUUGCCCUGAAUGAUACCACAGAGAUCAACCGGAACAACAACUUUCAGACCUUCCCCCAAGCUGUGCUACUCCUCUUCAGGUGUGCCACUGGGGAGGCCUGGCAAGACAUCAUGCUGGCCUGCAUGCCAGGCAAGAAGUGUGCUCCAGAGUCUGAGCCCAGCAACAGCACGGAGGGUGAAACGCCCUGUGGCAGCAGCUUUGCCGUCUUCUACUUCAUCAGCUUCUACAUGCUCUGUGCCUUCCUGAUCAUCAACCUCUUUGUAGCUGUCAUCAUGGACAACUUUGACUACCUGACAAGGGACUGGUCCAUCCUUGGUCCCCACCACUUGGAUGAGUUUAAAAGAAUCUGGGCAGAGUAUGACCCUGAAGCCAAGGGUCGUAUCAAACACCUGGACGUGGUGACCCUUCUCCGGCGGAUUCAGCCCCCACUAGGUUUUGGGAAGCUGUGCCCUCACCGUGUGGCUUGCAAACGCCUGGUCUCCAUGAACAUGCCUCUGAACAGCGACGGGACGGUCAUGUUCAAUGCCACCCUGUUUGCUCUGGUCAGGACGGCCCUGAGGAUCAAAACAGAAGAGGGACCCAGCCCAUCAGAGGCCCACCCAGGGGCUGAGGAUCCUUUCCGCUCUGCAGGGAACCUAGAACAAGCCAACGAGGAGCUGCGGGCCAUCAUCAAGAAGAUCUGGAAGCGGACCAGCAUGAAGCUGCUGGACCAGGUGGUGCCCCCUGCAGGUGAUGAUGAGGUCACCGUUGGCAAGUUCUAUGCCACGUUCCUGAUCCAGGAGUACUUCCGGAAGUUCAAGAAGCGUAAAGAGCAGGGCCUUGUGGGCAAGCCCUCCCAGAGAAACGCGCUGUCUCUGCAGGCUGGCUUGCGCACGCUGCAUGACAUCGGGCCUGAGAUCCGACGGGCCAUCUCUGGAGAUCUCACUGCUGAGGAGGAGUUGGACAAGGCCAUGAAGGAGGCUGUGUCCGCUGCCUCUGAAGAUGACAUCUUCAGGAGGGCAGGUGGCCUGUUCGGCAACCACGUCAGCUACUACCAAAGUGACGGCCGGAGCGCCUUCCCCCAGACCUUCACCACUCAGCGCCCGCUGCACAUCAACAAGGCAGGCAGCAGCCAGGGCGACACAGAGUCGCCUUCCCACGAGAAGCUGGUGGACUCCACCUUCACCCCCAGCAGCUACUCGUCCACCGGCUCCAACGCCAACAUCAACAAUGCCAACAACACCGCCCUGGGCCGCCUCCCUCACCCCGCUGGCCACCCCAGCACGGUCAGCACUGUGGAGGGCCAUGGGCCCCCAUUGUCCCCUGCCAUUCGGGUGCAGGAGGUGGCGUGGAAGCUCAGCUCCCAGAGGUGCCACUCCCGGGAGAGCCAGACAGCCAUGGUGGGUCAGGAGGAGACAUCUCAGGAUGAGACCUACGAAGUGAAGAUGAACAAUGACACAGAAGCCUGCAGUGAGCCCAGCCUGCUCUCCACAGAGAUGCUCUCCUACCAGGAUGAUGAAAAUCGGCAACUGACACUCCCAGAGGAGGACAAGAGGGACAUCCGGCAAUCCCCAAAGAGGGGUUUCCUCCGCACCGCCUCACUAGGUCGAAGGGCCUCCUUCCACCUGGAAUGUCUGAAGCGACAGAAGGACCGAGGGGGAGACAUCUCUCAGAAGACAGUCCUGCCCUUGCAUCUGGUUCAUCAUCAGGCACUGGCAGUGGCAGGCCUGAGCCCCCUCCUCCAGAGAAGCCAUUCCCCUGCCUCAUUCCCCAGGCCUUUUGCCACCCCCCCGGCCACACCUGGCAGCCGAGGCUGGCCCCCACAGCCCGUCCCCACCCUGCGGCUAGAGGGGGCCGAGUCCAGCGAGAAACUCAACAGCAGCUUCCCGUCCAUCCACUGCGGCUCCUGGGCUGAGACCACCCCCUGUGGCGGGGGCAGCAGCACCGCCCGGAGAGCCCGGCCCGUCUCCCUCAUGGUGCCCAGCCAGGCUGGGGCCCCAGGGAGGCAGUUCCACGGCAGUGCCAGCAGCCUGGUGGAAGCGGUCUUGAUUUCAGAAGGACUGGGGCAGUUUGCUCAAGAUCCCAAGUUCAUCGAGGUCACCACCCAGGAGCUGGCCGACGCCUGCGACAUGACCAUAGAGGAGAUGGAGAGCGCAGCCGACAACAUCCUCAGCGGGGGCGCCCCACAGAGCCCCAAUGGCGCCCUCUUACCCUUUGUGAACUGCAGGGACGCGGGGCAGGACCUAGCCGGGGGCGAAGAGGACGCGGGCUGUGUGCGCGCGCGGGGGCGACUGAGUGAAGAGGAGCUCCAGGACAGCAGGGUCUACGUCAGCAGCCUGUAGUGGGCGCUGCCAGAUGCGGGCUUUUUUUUAUUUGUUUCAAUGUUCCUAAUGGGUUCGUUUCAGAAGUGCCUCACUGUUCUCGUGACCUGGAGUUAACCGGAACAGCGUCUUCAUUCAUUUCUGUUGGGACAAGACGCGGAGCCUGGGUGCGCGAGCCGCCCUCCGGGAGGAAGGCGCCCGGCUGUGUCCGCAGACGCGGGGACAGGAGGCGGCGAGGGUCCCGGGGCGUGAGGAAGGCGCCUGCCCUCCCCAAGCCCGCAGGCCCCGGGACCGGCAGCGCCUCUGUGGGGAGAGCACCCCGGCUUCCUGCGCGCCCUCACCAAAAGGACCCUACAGCAAACGGGUGUCUUUCGACUCUGCUUGUAGAAACCAUUUGCACAUAUUCUGUACGAGCCUGCUGUCUCCCUAGAGCCAGGGCCCUGCGGAUUUGGAGAAGGGAGCCGGGCAGGACUUCCAGGAGGACCCCGCCCGGGCCCGGAGAGGGAGGAGGAGGCCGCCAGGGGCGCGGAGCUUUGGGGAUGGGCGUCCGGCCGGCGGGGGUGCGGCUCACUUCGACCCGUCCCCAUCCACCCGCGACGGGAUCGCCCCACAGGCACAGGCCACGCCGGGCUCCCGGCCCGCCGCCGGCCCGCAGGCAGCGCAACGGAGGAGCUGCGCCGCAGGGAAGGGGCCGCCGGCUCCGCCCAACCAGGUGGUGCUGAGCUUCCGCUGAGCGCUCUUUUGUUUUGUGGUUUGACACUUUUCUUGACAGCAUGUUGCAGUUUUCGAUUUUUUGGAUUUUUUGUUUUGUUUUGGUUUUGGUUUUGGGUUUUUUAUUUUUUAUUUUGUUUUCCCAGAGGGAAGGGAGGAAGAAGAGUGUUUACAAAGUCUUGUAGCCCCCUCACCUUUCUGUUUUCACUUUUGCCAACGUACAUCGGGUUUGGUUUUCUUGUGUUAUUUAAAGGAUUGUCGUUUCCUGUUCUCACGGAAGUUCAAUAGAAGCCGCUGCAGGAGAGUUUUACCAUCCAUUGUGUAUGCCCAAUAAUUUGUUAUCAUUUCCUUAGGUAGUAACCUAUUUUUGUUCUGGUUUAGUUCGGUUUUCUAAUGGAAAGGUAAUUGGCAAUGCACUUGAUGUGGUCUUGCACAUGUGGGUGAUAGAGUUGGGUUCCUUUUUAUGCUGGGUGUACAGGUGGGUUUGCGAGAGAGGAGCAUGCUCGAGAGACUCUGUGAGUGUGCGACGCGUGUGUGUGCGGUGGGUUGUCUGUGCGCAUAUGUCCUACCUAUGUAUAUGCACCCACACCAUAUGCCCGCGCACACCAGUGGCUACGCAGUCCCCCCUUUCUGGUUUAACUGUGGGAAGCUCUGAAUCUGGGGCCAUUUGAAAGCAAAAACAAACCACUGUCUCUGCUUCUGAAAUGGGAAUCAGUAACCCUUUGCAUUUUCUGUCCCACAAGAUAUGCAAAAACAAUGCAAUAAUAUUCAUUUAAAAAUACAAUUGUGAGUUGUGUUGGCAUUAAAGCUGUAUUUAAAAAAAAAGACACAGAAAUUUAAGGGAAAAACACAAGAAGGCAUUUUGCUUCAAUAUAUUCCGUGUAAUGUUUUAUUGCAUUGAUAAUGUUUCUGUUGAAGAAACCGUUAUACUUGAAUUCAGGUCAGUUUCAGUAUUUUUCAAAUAUUUUUUUAAAACUGAAUUGCAAUUGUGCCAAGCGAAUAUAAUGAACUGAAUUAAGUUGGUUUUUGGAUUCACUUCUUGUAUAUUUUGCUGCAUGUAAAGUAAAUCAUUUUGUAUUUGAAGUGUGA